AAUCAAGUAUGGGCAGCUUAUCAAUUUUCAUAAUUGAAAAUGAAGUAAAAAGCGAUCUUGAUAAUUUAUUUUUAAGGCAGGACUCUGCCCAAUGGCACGAUUUUUAUGAUGAGUGUUAUAAACACCUUAUGGUGGCAAGAGAGAGAAAGUUUAAAAUUUCUUUUGAAGGAGCUUUAACCCUGAUUCCACUAUACUACAAUCAGGUCAGCUCUUCUGAUGAUGAUGAUCUGCUGCUGAAAGGAGUGCAUGUUCUCGACCAAAUCUUGACAUUGUGCGAUGAGCGACAUCAUGAAGAGUGUCCAGACUGGCAUCAAAUUCUUGUGAAAUCAUCAGUCUUCAAAGAGUGUAUUCUUGCAGCCGUCAACAACAGUGACUGUCAUCUUCAGCUUUUUGGGGUCACUCAAGUUCUUACAUGUCUAAAAUCAAAUGCCCGUGAUUUACUGACAUCUCAAGACGAUGUUGUGCGUGGCCUGAUUAAGAGCCUUGGUGGAGGUGUGAGCUCGGUGAGCACCACGGCCAAGACAGCUCUUGUGUUGCUGUGUGAGCAGGAGCAGGGCCUGGCUGCCUUAUUCUCAGACUCUGCUGCUCUGGAUGCUCUCAAUACUGUCAUGGCAGUCAAUGAUUCAUCCAAGUUCAAUGUUUAUGAGGUGGUACAACGGGUGUGUGUGCUGGGCAGUGACCAACUGUCAAUGGUGAGCAACAGUGGUCUGCUGGACCAGCUGGUUGCUGAGGUGUCCAGCUCUGACACGCUCUCUCAGCUGGCUGCCCUCCAGCUGCUGUCAGAGUUGAUGGAGAGCGAGAAGGCGCUGGAUCACAUCAAGUCUGCUGGUGUGUUGCACCAGCUGCAGACAGCUUUACUGCAGGCACACUCGUCUCAAGACUCUCUUGCUGCUAUGAACAUUCCUGGGCUGCUGAAGGUGUUCGGGGUGGUAGGCAGAACCCGUCCUGAACUGGUGUGCAGGGAACACAGCGCUGUAGUGUCGCUGAUGCUGCAGCUGAGCAGCGACUCCUCCAGCGACCCUUGCCUCUCCAUCAUUGCUCUGGACACAUUAGUCCAGCUCGCCAACACCUCCAACGCCAAGAAACUCCUGCACUAUAACUUCCGCAGUGAAGUUGAUGAAUGGCUGAAGACGCUGGGGCGGCAGCUCCAGACGGCGCCCAUGGAGCAGCGAGCUCGCCGCCUCUCUGCCCUUGUGCUGCUCUUCAGCGUCCCUGCCUUGCCUCAGGACGACCGCGUAGAGAGCGACGACCUGCAGGAGCUGCUGCAGGGCUGGUACAACUUAGUGUUCCCGUGCGGCACCCUGGAGCCCGUGGACAAGUUCAUGCGGUUGCCCUUCCCAGAGAUGCAUCUCGAGGCCUACCACCUCCUGCGUGCCCUCAUCAGGCUGCCUUGGGGCGCUAAAAUGGUCGCGGCUAAUACCGCUACACUGAAGUACCUGUUGGACCGGUCCACUGAGAGCUGCAAGGAAGGCAAGGAGCUCAAGUACGCCGUGGCGAAGGCUCUUCUCUGCAACCCUGAAGUCCUGAGCGAGGAGGCAGGCAAGCAGGCCUAUGAUGCCUUCAAAGCCUACGUCAAAAAUGGACCUUUCUACGUCGAGCCUUACGUAGAGCUCGGUGUAGGCCACCUGCACGGCUGAGCGAUCCGCCACGAAUUCCCGCUCAGUAUUCAGAACACCUUUGGAUUAAUGAGGAUCAAGUUCUGGGUUAACUUGGAUAUUUAUUUUCUUUAUGUUCAUAGUUGCAUAUGAGGAAAAGUGAGAAUUCCUCUAAUUGGUUAAAUUUAGGAUUCAUUAUGGCUGAGUUAGAAGUGAUCUCAUCUCUUUAUGUAUGUUGAAUUAUUCAAAUUUCAUAUGUCAGUUUCGUGUUACUUUUAUAUGGUUUAAGUUUAUUGUCUUGCGAAUUGAUCAUUUUCUCUAUUUGACUAACUUUGAGGAUCUGGUUUAAAUAUUACUGCAUCAUCAUUCUCUUGGUUGUUUACGAUGCUUGAUGGGUUUUUACUUACUUAUGAAAGGAAUAAAGUAUUUACAGCACAAUCUCUUGAGUGAAGAAAAGCAUCAAUCUAUAUAGAGAAGCAAUUUAAACAGUGUUUCAGGAACCAAGAUCCCGAAAAUUUUGUUUAUGGCUGUGUUUUCUUCAAUAAAAAGAAAGCAGUGGA
Molecule: messenger RNA, 2155 nt
Organism: Hyalella azteca
Lineage: Eukaryota; Metazoa; Arthropoda; Malacostraca; Amphipoda; Hyalellidae
Product: 26S proteasome non-ATPase regulatory subunit 5
Exons: 8
Coding region: 9-1637 (542 amino acids)
Biological process (GO): proteasome assembly
Cellular component (GO): cytosol
Source: RefSeq, a predicted model, not a curated record